UUUCAGAUUCCACAACAAAGCACUUGUGGAGAUCUUCUGGGGACUUGGAGCUCUUUGGGAGCUACACAUUACACAAUGAAAAGCUUUCUCGCCUUCCUUCUUGCAAUGGGCAUCAUUGUGACACUGGGUGAUGCAUACUGCUUUACACAAAUAAACAAGCCAGGGGAGUCUGACAAAGGCUGUGUCCUGGGUGGAAAAGUGUACCCCUUUGGACAUAUCUCAAGGACAGAUGAUUGCUUCCGAUGCAGCUGCACCCAAAACCAAAUAUCUUGCUGCUCCCUCUUUCAUACUCCUGUUGGUUAUGACAAAGAAAAAUGUAAAAUCGUUUUCAACAUGAAAAGCUGCAACUAUGAUGUUGUGGAGAAGAAUGACCCCACCAAGAAGUGCGUUGUCCACAGUCGUGUGGGUUAACAAUGCACCUGCUCCAAGCCUACAGACGCUUUGCCAUC
Cygnus atratus (black swan) is the source of this 449-nucleotide messenger RNA. Its product is annotated as beta-microseminoprotein-like. Bases 76 to 411 code for a protein of 111 amino acids. The record is from RefSeq and is a predicted model, not a curated record. NCBI's taxonomy places the organism in Eukaryota, Metazoa, Chordata, Aves, Anseriformes, Anatidae. The transcript has 4 exons.